Cercospora beticola is the source of this 2364-nucleotide messenger RNA. RefSeq names its product Sds3p (gene SDS3). Gene Ontology annotation, cellular component: Sin3-type complex. Gene Ontology annotation, molecular function: histone deacetylase binding. Gene Ontology annotation, biological process: negative regulation of transcription by RNA polymerase II. Lineage: Eukaryota; Fungi; Ascomycota; Dothideomycetes; Mycosphaerellales; Mycosphaerellaceae. The record is from RefSeq and is a predicted model, not a curated record.
CAACACACUCUACACCCUGCUGUAUGCAUGCAAUCAUAUCACCAUCUCUCAUGCCAACGACAUAAUCCUGCUGCGAUGUAAACUUCACGACUGCUUGGCUUCACGAUCGAUUCAGCACACUUCCCACUAGAGCGUUGUCGGCGUCGAUCUCUUGCUGCUCAGCUGCUUUCUCUUCCGAAUCACUCCUCCACCGUACAUACACCCUACUCCAGCAACAAGCGCCACUGUCGUAACGAGUUUGGUACUGCGUGCGUCUCGACGCUCGUAGCUCGUUCACGCUAUGGCUAUCAACCACCAAGAUGCCUCGAUCUUCGAUGCUUCAGCAUCACCACAACCACAACCCCUCACGAAACGCGACGUCCGACGAAAUCGCAUCAUGGAGAAGUUGCAGGCGAUGGUGGAUGGCUUUGCGACCAACCAGAAUCAGCAUUACAGAGCACAAUUGCAAGGCGUCCAGGUCGAUAUGACAUUGGUGCUUCGUGCGGAACCCUACGCUGAAGGGGCGCUUCCAGACAGCCAUGAAGAGAUCAGGGAGCUGGUGGAGGCAGUCAUGCAGUCGGAUGCUUCGGGCAACGGAGGUGUGACAUUGCCAGACGACGAGAAUGUCAAGACUGAUUUUUGGGCGACGGCUGGAAAACGAUACGGCGAGUUCGCACGAGAGGUCAAUGAUGCUAUUGAGAAGCGUGAUGCGGAUCUCACACUGCUCCACAACAAUCACGAAGCAGCGCUGCAAGAGUUGGACCGACUGCAUCAGCAACGCCUUCGGCAAGCCGAAGAAGAGCAUCGCGAGCUGUCCAAUACCAUUCGCCAACGACUAAUCGGCACAUUGAACAAAAAGCGACAGCAGCUAUUACGAGACAAAGACCAGCUCGACAUUUCUGACAGCAACGCCAUGCUGCUCCAUCCAAACCACUUCAGCAUCAACAACAAUCGUGCUUCCCCGAGCCACAAUGGCUUGGGCGUGAACAAGCGAACACGACAUCUCAGACACCAUCGCGGAGCGAGUCCAGCACCUGCAGGUGCUGACAGUGAGAGCAGCAAGAGAAAGCGCAAAUUGGGAGCCGAAGACGACAAUGGCAACGAGUCGCCCAUACCAAAUUUUGGAGGCAGAAGUCCUUUCAAGGAAGCGAAGAGCACGCGAGAGUAUGCGCAAUUCGAGGCACCAGCAUACAGCCUGGAGAGGUUGUUCACCGAGAAAGAGCUUGCUCUGGCAACUGAUUUGGCAAAGAAGGCAACAUACAAAUACUUUUAUCAGAAAGAGCAGGAACCUUCGUCGAAUGGUAACGGCACUGCAGUACCAUCAUUGGACGGCGAGGUCGUGGAGUCGGGCGAAGGCCAAGCGGACGAGACCAUGGCAGACGCGAACGGGACAAACACACCUCCACCCUCAGAACCACCAGCAGCAGUUGGCAUGGAGCGCCAGACUUCACAUCAAGUUCUCACGAGAGGCGGAGCCAAGGCGAAUCCUCUGGCAGCCUUGUCAGAUCUUGCCAACGCCGCUGCCGCAGCUUCAUCUACAGAGCCUGUGGUUAGGAAGAAUCCGUUCACACCCGAACAGCCUAGCUUCCACGCGACGUCAAGAGCAGAGAAAUCUGGAGCUCCACAGCCUCCUCCUGUCAGCAGUCUUGACAUGGAAAAUGACUUCAACAUGAUGCGCGACGCAGGAGCGGACCAUUAUCUUCCUGACCAAGAUGGAGAUGUGGAAAUGGACACUUUGGCAGCAGACGAAGCGAAAGAACUGCGACGAAGGCUCCUUGAUCAGGCACUUGGUGUCUCAGGAGUACAAGCACCAUACCGUUUACCACAAUUAGAGCCAGGUCCGGGCGCCAUGAUUGGACGCGGCGUAGACAGAGAGCCGAGGACUGGCUUCGCCCCUGUACAGCCUGUCGUGGUGCGAAUAGAGUCAAGAUUGAAGAACAACGCAACAGAGGCUGCAGCCCAUGCAGCCGGCGGUGCCAUGGCAGCAGCUUUGAACAACAGAUUAGGUGCUGAGCCGAUGAGCCGGACGACGAGCGCUGGUGGUUUCAGCGAGAUGGGCGAGCCUGCAGCUCCUAGGGGAAGAGGUGGACGAGGGAGAUUGGUUUGAUGAUUGUUGAUGUUGUGUUUAUUUGCUUCGAGCGUGGGCGUUCGGCAGGCUUGAGGAACGAGUUGGACGUGAGCAUGAUAUGCCGUCCCUGCGCAUGAGCGCAGUUUACAUCUUGAUUUAAGCAACUUGCGAAAAGGACAAGAGGAAGCAAUGCAAUGCUACUCACAAUUACCACGAGUUUCCAAAAUCUUCGACAGUAAUAAAGCUACCUCCGAGACUUGCAGAUAGUUCUCUUGUCUUUGGGAGUUCCUGAUACUUUUUGUCGAUUGCUCUUCGAC